UUUUAAUGGCGGAAUGAAUGGGAAAGCAAGGGAGUGCUUUGCUAUUCUAGUUGCUCUUCUGUUUUCUUUCACAGGAGUUUGCAAACAUCUGUGACUGCCUGUGUCAAAGACUUAAGAAGAUUAUAAGUUGGAGGUAGAUAUCUCUACAUUUUUCUGUGGUUACCAGUCAACAUCCUCAAGAUGACAAGAAUUUUGACAACUUGCAAAAUGGUGAAGACUUUGAAAAACAGACCUGGAUUGUGCAAAGCUAAUGCUCCUUGCUGGAAUUUAUCAAGAACUGGUACCAGACUGCUAAGUAUCAAGGCGCCGGCAGCAAACCUGGUACUGGAAGAUGGAACAAAGAUGAGGGGUUAUUCCUUUGGCUAUCCAUCCUCCACAGUAGGGGAAGUUGUAUUCAACACAGGCCUUUCUGGGUACAUGGAAAUCCUGACAGAUCCUAGCUAUCGGGGGCAGAUUCUCACACUGACAAACCCCAUUGUAGGGAAUGGUGGGGUGCCGGACACUUCUGCCUUGGAUGAAAUGGGCCUCAGCAGGUUUUUAGAGUCAGAUGGAAUCAAGGUUUCAGGUUUGCUGGUGCUGGAUUAUAGCAAUGAGUACAGUCACUGGCGGGCAGUCAAGAGUUUGGGGGAGUGGCUGAAAGAAGAACAGGUGCCUGCUCUGUAUGGAAUUGAUACCAGGAUGUUAUCUAAAAUAAUUCGGGACAAGGGCACAGUACUUGGGAAGAUUGAAUUUGAAGGUCAACCAGUGGAGUUUGUAGACCCAAAUAAGCAGAACUUGAUUGCAGAAGUUUCAACUAAGGAAGUCAAAGUAUAUGGCCACGGAAAUCCAAUUAAAGUUGUAGCUGUGGACUGUGGGUUAAAACACAAUGCUAUCCGUCUGCUAGUAAAGCGGGGGGCAGAAGUGCAUGUGGUUCCCUGGAAUCAUGACUUCACCAGGAUGGAGUACGAUGGGCUCUUUAUUUCUGGUGGCCCUGGGGAUCCAACACAAGCACAGGAACUGAUCCAGAAUGUCAGGAAGGUCUUGGAGAGUGAUUGCCAGGUGCCAUUGUUUGGGGUCAGUAUGGGGAACCUAAUAAUUGGAGUGGCAGCUGGAGCUACGUCUUACAAGAUGCCCAUGGCCAACAGAGGGCAGAAUCAACCCGUGUUGAGUGCAGUGAAUGGACAGGCUUUCAUUACUGCUCAGAAUCACGGUUAUGCGAUUGACAGCAGCACCCUCCCUCCUGGUUGGAAACCCCUUUUUGUGAAUGCCAAUGAUCAGACAAAUGAGGGAAUUAUGCACGAGACCAAACCAAUUUUCACAGCACAGUUCUACCCAGAGGCCAGCGCGGGGCCAACGGACACGGAGUUGCUAUUCGAUUCAUUUAUUUCACUGAUUAAGAAGGGAAAAGGUACUACCAUUGCCUCAGUGCUGCCCAAGGCCAGAGCUACCGCUUCUAGAGUUGAGGUCUCCAAAGUUCUCAUCCUAGGAUCUGGGGGUCUGUCAAUUGGGCAGGCAGGGGAAUUUGAUUACUCUGGAUCACAGGCUGUUAAAGCCAUGAAGGAAGAAAAUGUGAAAACUGUUCUCAUGAACCCCAAUAUUGCCUCAGUCCAAACCAAUGAAGUGGGCUUAAAGCAGGCUGACACAGUCUACUUCCUCCCCAUCACACCACAAUUUGUCACAGAGGUCAUCAAAGCAGAGAGGCCAGAUGGGUUAAUUUUGGGCAUGGGCGGCCAGACAGCUCUUAACUGUGGAGUGGAGUUGUUCAAACGAGGUGUUCUGCAGGAGUAUGGAGUGAAGGUCCUGGGCACCUCAGUUGAAUCCAUCAUGGCCACAGAGGACAGGCACCUAUUUACUAACAAACUGAUGGAAAUAAAUGAAAAGAUUGCUCCCAGCUUUGCAGUGAAAUCGAUUGAAGAUGCUUUUGUGGCAGCAGAAGAGAUUGGCUACCCAGUCAUGAUACGCUCUGCUUAUGCCCUGGGUGGGCUGGGAUCAGGUAUAUGUCCUGACAAAGAAAGUCUGCUGGACCUGGGUACCAAGGCCUUUGCAAUGACCAGCCAAAUUCUAGUGGAGAAGUCAGUAGUUGGCUGGAAGGAGAUAGAAUAUGAAGUAGUAAGAGAUGCUGCUGAUAACUGUAUUGCUGUCUGUAAUAUGGAAAAUGUUGAUGCCAUGGGAGUCCACACAGGAGAUUCUAUUGUAGUAGCUCCAAGCCAGACGCUCUCCAAUGAGGAAUUUCAGAUGCUGAGGGAACGUGCCAUCAAGAUUGUCCGCCACUUGGGCAUUGUGGGAGAAUGUAACAUCCAGUACGCCCUGCAUCCCACCUCUCUGGAGUACUGUGUCAUUGAAGUAAAUGCCAGGCUCUCAAGAAGCUCUGCCUUGGCAUCCAAGGCUACAGGGUACCCAUUAGCAUUUAUUGCUGCAAAAAUUGCCCUAGGGAUUCCCUUACCAGAAAUCAAGAAUGUGGUGUCAGGAAAAACUACUGCCUGUUUUGAGCCCAGCCUGGAUUACAUCGUUACCAAGAUACCCCGCUGGGACCUUGACCGCUUUCAGGGCACCUCCAGCCAGAUUGGAAGUUCCAUGAAGAGUGUGGGAGAGGUCAUGGCUAUUGGACGCACCUUUGAGGAGAGCUUCCAGAAGGCCCUGCGAAUGUGCCAUCCCUCUGUUGAUGGCUUCACAUCAUCUCUGCCAAUGAAUAAAGACUGGCCAACCAAUUUAGACCUCAAGAAAGAACUGGCAGAGCCGUCCAGCACUCGUGUUUAUGCAAUGGCCAAGGCUUUGUAUGAUAAUGUUCCAGUGGAUGAUAUUCACAGACUCACGGCCAUUGACAAGUGGUUCCUCUAUAAGAUGCGUGAUAUUUUGAACAUGGAGAAGAACCUGAAGGAAUUCAGCAGUGACUCAAUUCCAGAAGAAACAUUGAGGAGGGCCAAACAGAUUGGCUUCUCAGAUAAACAGAUUGGGAAAUGCUUGGGAGUGACUGAGGCCCAGAGCCGUCAGCUAAGGGCGAAGAAGAACGUAAUGCCUUGGGUGAAACAGAUUGACACACUGGCAGCAGAAUACCCUACAUUAACUAACUACCUCUAUAUCACAUACAAUGGACAGGAGCAUGAUGUAAAAUUUGAUGACCAUGGAACGAUGGUGCUGGGCUGUGGACCAUAUCACAUAGGCAGCAGCGUGGAGUUUGAUUGGUGUGCUGUCUCCAGUAUCCGUAUGCUGCGUCAGCUAGGCAACAAGACAGUUGUGGUGAAUUGCAAUCCGGAGACGGUGAGCACAGAUUUUGAUGAAUGUGACAGACUGUACUUCGAGGAGCUGUCACUGGAGAGGAUCCUGGACAUCUACCAACAUGAGGGAUGCAGUGAUUGCAUUAUUUCUGUAGGUGGGCAGAUUCCAAAUAACCUGGCAAUACCACUGUACAAGAAUGGGGUGAAGAUCCUGGGCACCAGCCCUUUGCAGAUUGACCGGGCAGAAGACCGAUCUGUAUUCUCAGCUGUUUUGGAUGACCUCAAUGUAGCUCAGGCACCCUGGAAGGCUGUUAGCACUUUGAAAGAAGCUGUUGAUUUUGCAGACUCUGUGGGCUACCCAUGCUUGCUGAGGCCUUCCUAUGUGUUGAGUGGGUCUGCAAUGAAUGUGGUAUUCACAGAAGAAGAGAUGAAGAAGUUCUUAGCAGAAGCUACCAGAGUCUCCCAGAAAUACCCAGUUGUACUGACAAAAUUCAUUGAGGAGGCCCGAGAGGUGGAAAUGGAUGCAGUAGCCAAUGCUGGAAGAGUCAUCUCACAUGCCAUCUCUGAGCAUGUGGAAGAUGCAGGAGUUCACUCUGGAGAUGCUACUCUGAUCUUACCCACACAAACUAUCAGUCAAGGAGCGUUGGAAAAGGUAAAAGCUGCCACCAAAAAGAUUGCAAAUGCCUUUGCCAUCUCUGGCCCAUUCAACAUUCAGUUCCUGGUCAGAGGAAACAAUGUCUUGGUGAUAGAGUGCAACAUGCGGGCCUCACGCUCCUUCCCCUUUGUGUCAAAGACUCUUGGUGUGGACUUUAUUGAUGUGGCCACAAAAGUGAUGACUGGAAAAAAGGUUGACACGUCAUCCCUUCCAACAUUGGAACAUCCCAUUAUUCCUUCUGAGUAUGUUGGUAUUAAGGCUCCGAUGUUCUCUUGGCCCCGAUUGAGAGAUGCUGACCCUAUUCUCCGCUGUGAGAUGGCUUCCACGGGGGAGGUUGCAUGUUUUGGGGAGGAUGUCCAUUCUGCCUUCCUGAAGGCAAUGCUGUCCACAGGAUUUAAGUUCCCCCAAAAUGGAAUAUUGGUUGGCAUCCAGCAUUCCUUCCGUCCCAAAUUCCUGUGUGUAGCAGAACAGCUGCAUGAGGAAGGUUUCAAGCUUUAUGCCACUGAAGCAACUUCCGACUGGCUUAAUGCCAACAGUGUACCUGCAACUCCUGUGGCAUGGCCAUCCCAGGAAAGCCAAAACUCCAGCAUCCCCCAGAUCAGGAGGCUGAUAAAAGAUGGGAACAUAGAUUUGGUGAUUAAUCUUCCCAAUAACAACACCAAGUUCAUCCAUGAUAAUUACAUGAUCCGCAGGAUGGCUGUUGACAGUGGGAUUGCUCUCCUUACUAAUUUCCAGGUGACAAAACUUUUUGCUGAAGCCAUCAAAUACUCUGGGAAAGUGGACUGUAAGAGUCUCUUCCACUACAGACAGUUUAGUAGCAGAAACCCAGCAUAAGAGAGAAGCCACCAGCAUGAAAUAUAGCUGCUCUCGCACCAAGAGAAAAGGAGGUUCCAACUUUGGCGGCUAAAAUAAUCUAUCCAGUCCAAAUUUGGUUAUUUCCAUUUAUUUCAUUGGCUCUGACAUUUAUCUCAUUGUAACUUACAGCGGAGACACAGCAGGUGCUUUGAAAUCAACCUUCCUCCUCCAGAUGAUGUUGAAAAAUAGUUUCCUUCCUCCCCUCUCCCUUUUGCAGUUGAUAUUCAUACCUGGUAAAUCCAGCUCCCACUGUGGUAGAGGAGGUGCAAGGCAAAGCAUGUGAUCCUUUAGGGUGGCAGUUCCAUCUUUAUAUAACCAUUCCAGCUCCGUCUCUAAGUAUUUGUACUGUUAUCCUUUGAUAAUGCCAUACUGAGGCAUUAGUGCUAGAAUCUGGUAUUGCCCUCCCAUUGAGCUAUGUCAUUGUCAUCUUUAUAUAUUUCCCAUUUUCAUCAUUAAUUAUCAAAAUCUCUGUUACUUUGUCCUUUAUAAAAACCAACCUCAUACUUGAUUCACUCAGUGAUGCUGCAGUCACCUAGUGAUGAAUGUGAUGAGAAUGAAAGGAGCCCUUUUAAAAGAACAAGCAUCACUGCUGUUUUAUGACAGCAGAUAAUGGACAUGUUGCAGCUACUUUCUGUUUAUUUUGGGUCCUUUUUUUUAAACUUUGCCCAAGUGCCAUCUUUUGCAGCAUGCAGUCUUGACCAGGGUUUGUGCAGGAAUGUCUUCCAAAUUUUGUUCAUGCCUCAGUGUUUGAAAUUUGUUUAUUAUUUGUGCCCCAGAUGGCUCUCUCUGAAUCACAGGGUUCAUUCUUAGUCUAAUGUGUGGCUUCAGAGAAGAUACUCUCAAAACACCACCCUGCAUUGUUCUCAUCCAUUUUGUAUUGUGAUUGCGAGGAUUAAAAUGGAAUACUUUGAAAACAAGA
Gavialis gangeticus (Gharial) is the source of this 5623-nucleotide messenger RNA. RefSeq names its product carbamoyl-phosphate synthase 1 (gene CPS1). Gene Ontology annotation, biological process: 'de novo' pyrimidine nucleobase biosynthetic process; L-glutamine metabolic process. Gene Ontology annotation, cellular component: cytoplasm. Lineage: Eukaryota; Metazoa; Chordata; Crocodylia; Gavialidae. The coding region runs from base 181 to 4683 and encodes 1500 amino acids. The transcript has 38 exons. The record is from RefSeq and is a predicted model, not a curated record. Gene Ontology annotation, molecular function: metal ion binding; carbamoyl-phosphate synthase (glutamine-hydrolyzing) activity; ATP binding.